GUUGACCGUGUCCAUCCGUCGGGCCCAUCCCAUCCCCGAUCCCAACAGGACCCAAGAAAUCGUUUCUCCUCUUUCCCAUAUCCUUCCCGUGCGUGGCUGUCCAAUCUCUCCAUCCUCAACUGCUCGCUCGCUGUGCGCGAUUCUCCAACGUCCCCUCUCCCCGCGGACCGUCUCUCUCCCCCCCUCCCGUCCAGUCCAGUCCGCAACUUCAAUCGCAGGAUGCCGAGCUUCGGUCGCCUCGGCAAGCACAGCAACCGGUCCUCGCAGGCGCUCGCCUCGUCAAAGACGCCAGCGACGACGACGACCCCGUCUGCGACGAGCGGUAGUGCUGCGACGGGCGCUCCAGCUGCGACGACCCAGGCGACAGGCCACCAGCGCCAGCCGAGCCACCAGCAGCAGCAACAGCAGCAGCAGCUCCUUGACGAGGCGGACUCAGCCGCCCACAGCGCCCACAGCGGUCACGGCUUCGGCCACUCGCACAACGCCAGCGCCAACGCCAGCAAUCCUGCCAACUCGAGCGCGACCCCCCAUUCAGCCUUGUCGUCGUCCCAUAACACCGCCUACAGCUCGAGCGAGUCUUUUGAUUCACGGCAGCCCUCCCACCUUUUGCAACAGCAGCACCAACAUCAAGGCCAGCAGCAGUUGCAUCUUCAACAUCCCCAGCAGCAGCAUCAGCCUCAGACACCGUUGCUGCCCUCCCCCUCCUCCGCCUCCGCUGGCGGCGCCCCUCCCCCGCCGCACCUCUAUAGCUCGCCCUCGGCCGCCAGCAGCACCACCGGCGCAAACGUCAACAAUCCCCCUUCUCUGCAACAGCAGCAGAGCUCCAAUUUGUCGGGCUUUGACGGUCAUCAGCCUCACUCGGACUUUGUAGACCCUGGUUUGGGCCGAUCGCAGAGCAUCCGCUACAGCUCCGCCACACCAUACGACAUCGCAACCUCGUCGGUCGACGAUCUGAAUAGCCACGCCGCUGGGUACGGCCAGGCUCCUCCUCCUCCUGCUCAGCAACUGCAGCCGCCGCAGCAGCAACAGCAGCAACAACCCCAGGCGACUCCUCAGAAGCUCUCGACCCGAAAGUUGAUUAAGGGCAUCUUUUCUGGGUCCAAUCGUGGGGCGUCUGACAGCCAGCACCACCACGGCAUAAGCAUCGGCCACGGUCACCACCAUUCCUACGACAACACUGGUGGCCUUGCGCGCCGUCCCUCCAAGCGGCCCAAUUCGCCCAAGCCCAACCAACCCCAACUUGUGAAUCCUGGCUACUAUUGGCGCCAGCCGCCAUCCCAUCCAUUGCCUCCGCCAGCCCAAGCUGAGCAGAUCCAGCAGGUCCAGCAGGUCCCCGACAACCCACAGUCCCCUUAUCCACCGCAACUCUCGUCUCGCCAAGGCCUCGACGACAUCAAUGAGCAUUACUCUGCGCAUGACUCUAACUCGCAUUCACCCUCGCAGAACUCUCGCAUCUCCCUUCACAACACCAUCCGCCAAGUCUCUGGUGGUGAGGUAGACCAGCAACAGCACUCGGCCAACUACGAGGACGUCGCCUAUCGCCAGAACCAAGCCCCGCCCCAGCAGCAGCAACAGCCGCCGCCGCAACCCCACGUUCAGGUACACACCCAGGACCAACAACCGCAAACCAUCUACGAAACGAGCGUUUACGACCAGCAACCGUCUCCUCUUAACCCACCGCAGCACCCGUCCUCACAGCAGCCCUACCCUUACCCGAACUCUCAGCAGCCCGGUUAUCAUCAGGGUGGUAUCCAAGGUGGAGAUUUGAGAACAGUCCCAGCUCACCUUGGCACUGUUUCCCAGUUUCAGAAUCCCGAGACGGUUUCGCAAUUCUCGCAUGAAUCGCCCAUCACCGACUCGGACCAACGCUCGGCCAACCUGCAAUCAGCGUCUACUUCACCUGCGGUGAAUCACUCCGUCUACAUUCAAAACCACGGCUCAACCACGAGCCUCCCCCCCGCACAGCAGAUCACCCCACAGCCGCAACAAUCGGGCAUGGCACCACCCGCUGGAGGACCUCCCCCGUCUCGCCGUCCCGAAGCCGACAAGCUGCGCGGCCAGGUCGACCCCCCCGCCGGCCCGCCCCCCACUUACCGUCACAGCACCUCAAUGAACAAUAUGAACCCCCUGCCCCCGGUGCCCCAGGGCGUCGGCCAGCCGCAAGCCUACCAAGGCAACCGCCCGCCGCAGUUCGAGGGAGACCAGGGCCGCGACAGUCCUCAGCCCGUCUCCGCUGUUCCUGCUGAGCCGGCCGGGGAUGACAAGUCAUUCAAGGACCUGCUUACUAAGUACAAGAACGUCAAGCGACUCUACUUUGAUGGAAAGGCGCAGAUCGACGCACUCACUGGGCAGAUUGUCCACCUUCAGAAUGCCGUAGCCAACCAACGUAUGUCGCAGUCGCGCACUGCGCUCGACGACAACGAAUACUCGACGCGAUGGAACCGGCUCAAUGGCGCUAUCAACAACCUCUCCUUCAACAUCCGAAAGGAUUGGCGAAGCGUGCCGCAGUGGCUUGUUAGCUACGUCAGUGCAGAUGCGCUCAAGACAGGCAAGGCUGAGAUGACGGCAGUCGGACGAGCCGUCAUUUCGCGCUGGUUGAUGGAGGAAGUGUUCAACAAGUGCUUUCACCCAGGAUUGGAUCCGCAGCUGAGCCAGUCACUCAAGGAGAUUGAGCUGAACAUCCGGCAUAACGCAUACACGAUGACCAGCCAGGAGGAAUUCGACGCUCUCACCAACAAGGUGGUGAACUGGCGAAUGACGACGCUGGAAGGUCUGCACCGCCAACUGAACUCGCCCUCGACUGCCGACAACCGUACUGCGUUCACGGCCAAGGCCACAUCCACUCUGACGGCCUGUCUGUACCAAUUCCUUAACAACCCACCCCCAGCGGGCGUGGAGGGCAGCACGUCGAUGAUUGUUGAGCUCGCUGUGGGUAUCGCAGCCAACCUACCACUGGAGAGCCGAGAUGUUGCUAUUACAUACCCGCUCCCCGGAGAAAUUGUUCAGCCACGCGUGAUGGAAGUUGAGAAGGCACCACUGCCGCCUCUGGAGGGUCAGAAGGAAGAUGGUGAGGAUGAUGACAAGAAGAAGGAGGAGGGUGAUGACAAGAGCGGCAAGGCCAAGACUGGUACGUUAAUCAAGGCAAAUCUGGGUGCGGUUGGGGAGGACAACGAUUCCUCGAAGAGUGUACGGACGGAUGCUGACAUGGAUAACUUUGCAGUGGCGGUGCCAAGUGAUGCAAACCGGGUGCGGUUUGCAGGAUUCAUGGCUUUGGAGGUGAGAGGCAGACAGGUUCUGUGGAAGGCACCGAUCUGGACUCUGUAG
Messenger RNA from Fusarium falciforme, 3324 nucleotides. RefSeq lists its product as hypothetical. NCBI's taxonomy places the organism in Eukaryota, Fungi, Ascomycota, Sordariomycetes, Hypocreales, Nectriaceae. The coding region runs from base 220 to 3324 and encodes 1034 amino acids. The record is from RefSeq and is a predicted model, not a curated record. The transcript is spliced from 3 exons.